This is a messenger RNA of Bactrocera tryoni, 4920 nucleotides long. RefSeq names its product protein FAM102B. Lineage: Eukaryota; Metazoa; Arthropoda; Insecta; Diptera; Tephritidae. Bases 1084 to 4656 code for a protein of 1190 amino acids. The record is from RefSeq and is a predicted model, not a curated record. The transcript is spliced from 12 exons.
CGGAUCGAUUAUAAGUGUAGCGGAAGAAGUGCGUGUCGAAUUUUCCAUAAUUUACGGGCAGUGCAAAAAUAAUAUAUACACACAUUGUGAAAAAUAGUUUAAAAUAUCAACACAAUCAUAUAUAAUUAAGCUUCCAGUUUAUAGUAGUUCUGCGUGUUAAUAAUCGUUAUUGUGCUUCGAUUUAAAAAUAUAUCAAAUUGUUAAAAAAAAGUGCAUAUUAUAACCGGCAGUUAGUGUCAAACGCUUCUAAAACACAACAAAAAUCCAUAGCAGCUGCGUAAACAGUUAAUUGGUAUACAAAGGUGCGGCUCGCCUGUAAUCUUGGCAAAGUAAAGCCUGUCAAUAGCGCCGUGUACAAGCAACAGCAUUGUUUCAACUCUUACAGUUCAAAAAGGCAUUCAAUUGUGGGUCUCAGAGACAUGUACAUGCACACAACCACAACAUUGCGGAAAUGUUGUGGCUCUUUGAAUAUCGACAAAUACUGAAAUAUCAACAACAACAGCAACAAUAAAAUCGUAUGUUUUAAAGCAAAUCCAGGAAGCGGCAUCAAGCACGCCAUGUCGCUACCAACUUAACUGCGGAGAAUUGUUACACAAAAUACAAUAAAAGCAAAGAAACAAAAUACAACAACAAAACAGAAGUAUCCAACAAAAAAAUAAAACAAAUCCACCACUAAAAAUAAAAACAAUCAGCAAAUCCGCCAAGGAGCAACGCAACAAAAGUUUUCCAGCCCUUCCGAGUCUCAGCGUUUCUCAAGCGUAGUCCGUUUUUUUACGAGACUUUUUACUCAAAACCGCAACACCUUUUAGUGUUUAUUUUAAUUUUUUAACUCAACACGUGCAAAACAUAGCAAAGCCGUUACAACAACCAUUGUAAAAUCGCUCAAGUGCGCUUUGAGUUCGUGUGCUUUUCGUGCUUCUUUUUAUUUUCCGUUUUUUUGGGUGUUUUUAACCGAGCUCUUCGUUUGUUGUGCGCUGCCGAUGUAAUUUUCGCUCGUCGCAGCUAACCUCGAAAGUGUUUCGUUAGUUUGUUUUUCGACCAAACAGCGAUAUCCGGUUUGUGCGUCUAUUGGUGUAAAACUGUAUGACAUUACUUGGGCCUAGCGCCCCUGGUAUGGCCUUUAUGAUGAAAAAGAAAAAGUAUAAGUUCAAUGUUGAGGUACAAUUACAAGAGCUCUCCGAGGUGGCGCUCGUGAAUGAGGUGCUGUUCGCGAAGAUACGUCUACUGGAUGGUGGUUCGUUUCAGGAGUACAGCAGCAGAGAGGAGGUGCGCGAUCAUCGUGUAGUAUGGAAUCGCAACUUCGAAUUUCCCUGCAAAAUGUCCGCCAAUGCAUCCACAGGCGUAUUGGAUCCCUGCUAUUUACGCAUCUCCAUACGCAAAGAGAUGAAGGGCGGACGUAGUUAUUUUAAGUUAGGUUUUAUCGAUAUAAAUCUUGCCGAAUUCGCCGGCGCCGGCCUGACGUCACGACGCUUUCUGCUCGAAGGCUAUGACUCGCGUCAUCGUCUGGACAAUUCCAUGCUGCUGGUAUCCAUCAAAAUGCACAUGCUCAGCGGUGAUAUACUCUUCAAGGCACCCACGCCGAAUCUGAAGAACAAACAGAAACCCUCAACGGAUGACUUGGCCACCGCGUCGACGGGUGUGGGCCUGCAGACGCCCACCGCCACAGCGUUGCCCAGCAUGGGUGGCGGCGGUGUGGUCAGUAGCGGACCAAGCGUCGGCGGCGGCAGUCAAGGCAUACCGGUUAGUGUUGGUGGCGCUACGCUAGGCGGCGGACUCAAUAGCGCGACCAGCACGCGUCCCGUCUCCACCGUGCGCGAGGAUGAUUUGGACCCCCAAGUAGUGAUCGCUUCGAUUGUGACGGACUCCGGCUUGUCGGAAUCUUCCGAAUCGGCUACUACACUCACCACAGAAGCGUUGCUGUUGCAGCAACAACAACAGUUUAUCGCUUAUCCACCGCAAAAUACGUUAGGCUCAACGACAACAACAACAACCACAGUCGUGACAUUGACGAAUGCACAACAAAUGCAGCCAUACGUUGGCAUUGGCGGCGUCACGAGUGGUGUCGGCGCGGCGUCCACUAUGGGCAUUGUCGGUAGCAACAAUUGCGGCACGACCAGCGCGAAUGUGAUGGGCGGCGGCGGCCUGGGUGGCACUACCGGCACGUCGUCGAUUAUGGAAAUGGGCCACUCGCGUAAUUCCAGCAACACUAGUCAAAUGUCGAAGGGUUCGGGUUAUAGCAGUUUUUCGCACAGUCAACAUUCGAGGCAAAGUUCUGAAGGCGAUUCGGGGCAUGCAAGAUUCAGCAAAUCCGUUUCUCUACUUAAUAGACUCAAUCAGAAAACCGCCAACGCCAUGAAGCUGAAUAUACCAGCGUUGAACCAUCAACAACAGCCAACGGAAACUAUCUGCGAGUAUGAAUGCGAAGAGUUGCUCUUUCAAACGCCGAACUCAACUAUGCGCGAUGAGGAGUUCCGCACGCCACUCAACGAAAUGCCACCCUCAACCAAUAGCUCUCUAUCGAUUUACGGUGAAAAGUUUGUGCUAAGCACGCCCUCGCCCACGUAUCGCAGCGUGGCGAGCAACAGUCGCAGCGGCUCGCGCGCCUCACAGAUUUACGAAAGCGGCAGCGCCAGCGGUGUUAGUGGCAGUGGCAGCGGUAGCGGUGAAUCGGGUUCGGAGGAGACGGCGGACGACUCGGGUUUGGAUGAGAAUUUUCAUACGCCGCGCGUGGCCAAAAUCAAAUCGAUGGAAAAUCUCUCCAUCAUCGAAAUGGAGUUUCAUCGCGCCUCACAGGAGUUGGAUCGCAAUUCGCCGCGUCGCCUCAAGUUGCUGGCCGAAAAUGGCGGUCAUAUACACAAAAUGCGUUCGCUUAGCAAUUUGCGUUUCGAUGACUAUAGCGAAGAGCAGAUCCGCGAGGAAUUGCUGCGCAUACGCGAACGCGCGCUGGAGGAGAAGCAUCGCUUCAAUUUGCAGCAACGCAAAAAUUCCACCUCAUCGACGAAUUCGGGCAAGUUGUUUGUGAAGAACAAAGUGGGUAAUGCCAAGUUUAUUGGCAACGAUGACAGUCCACUGCCGCAGCAGCCAAACAACCAGCAACCGCCCUUAUUUCUGCAGCGUGGCUCACACUAUCCCAUACAGAAAAUGCGUUCGAUGGGCACCAUACCGGAUUUGGUGACGGAACGCGUUGAACCGGAUCCGUUUCUCACGCCGACUUCGGGUCGCAAGCCGAAUUUCCCGCUGGUAACACAGUCGGCGGAGAAACCCUCACCGCCGUCGUUCGUUGCGCGCAUACUUAACUACGAUGUGGUGGACUCACCAUCCACCAAUAGCCAUAAUCAGCAGCAGCAACCACAACUGCACACACACGGCUCCCUAACCGAGCUCUAUACACAGGAUCGUGUGAGCAAGUUGUUGUCGAAUGAUCCAAGCACUGCGUUGUCAUUCAUGUCGCGUACGCCGUUCGAGCGCGCCUACCGUCGCACGUUGCUGAAGAGUUCGACGCCGUUGCGUCAGGCGCACGGCUAUACACAGUACGCUACGUUGGAGCAGCAGGAAUUGCAGCAGGGCGGCGUACAACAGUACAUGUUAGGUCAUCAGGAGCCGCUACUGGCGCGUCCGCAUUCAACGAACGCCGCCUACGAGUUAAUGAGCACCGGCCGCAAUUUCAGCGGCGUACCGCGUCGCCUACUCGACGGCAGCAAUCGCCAGAUCUCAUCCAUUGCGCUGGGCGCCAACACAUCGCCCUCCGCCGCUACGGCGUCGGCCGCCAACACCAGCUCCUCACCCAGCGGUACACUCGGCAGCAUCCACUCCACGCAUUCGGCAUCCUCGUCCAGCGGCAGCAGCAGCAGCGGCGCCGUCAUCACCUUCCAAUGUGCCGGUGGUGCACACCCGGGCAUCGGCAGCAGCAGCGACACCGUCGAUGGCAUUGGCUUCAGCGAUGGCGGCGGCGGCGUCAGCACACCCAACACCAACAACGCCAACCAGCAGCUGAUUGGCUCACCAAGCAAUAACGGUUUUGGCAGUGGUGUUGGUGGCGCCGUCGGUGGCUGUGGCAGCAGCGGUGCGAAUAGUCCACGCUUGGCGAGCGGCGGCGCGCUCACCUCCACUUCGGCGACCACCGAUGCGUUGAGCUCUUUGGCGGCCAGUCCUACCGAUGCCUGCAGCAUACGUUCGAAUCCGUCGGCCGCAUCACUGCUGCUCACCACCGCCACAAUGGCGGCGGCCGAAGCGGCGGCGGCACAAGUAGCCGCCAACAAUAACGCCGGUCUGUGCGCAUCGGGCGCGACGCUCUCACCGCUCGCGACCACACAAAUCAUACGACGGCCCAGCAUUACAAUUUCCGGUUCGUUAGUCAUAAGUGAAACAGGAUCUCUAGAUCGCAUGAAGAAUGCGGCUGAGAAGCGCAAGAAGGGACCGCUGGACGAUGGGCCACGCGUAUCGGAUCGCGUCGAGGAGACGCGCGUCAAUCCCAAUUCGCUAAUCGAUGAAAUACUGAAGGAUACCAAAUUGGAUCAGUUAGCCGAAUCGGCGGAGACAUCCGGCCUGCAGCUGUAUAUAGCACGCGAUGGCACCGCCUCGUUGGGCAGUCACGAGGUGAAAGCGCGCGUGCCGACCGGCGCCUUCAAGCAGGUGGUCAUGAAGAAUCCAAGAUAGUAGCGUAAAUUGUAAGACUCGUAAGCCGGAAGCAAGAAGACUACAAACUACACACUAACUACUACAACAGCAACAUACGUAUACACAUACAGACGUGCCCGCACAUACAUAAGCAAAGUAGUGUGGCAUGCCGCAUUGGAAGCGAAGUGCAACAAAGGAAUUUCGUAACCCAACUAACAAAAGCAGUAAUAACAACAACAGCAUUAUCUACAACAACAACAACUACUACUAUAAAACUGCAGCAACCAUAUACAACAUACAUAC